Messenger RNA from Theobroma umbraticum, 2566 nucleotides. Its product is annotated as AP2/B3-like transcriptional factor family protein. The record is from RefSeq and is a predicted model, not a curated record. Lineage: Eukaryota; Viridiplantae; Streptophyta; Magnoliopsida; Malvales; Malvaceae. Gene Ontology annotation, molecular function: DNA binding.
AUGCAGAAAAUACCACCUGCUUUCAUUAGGCAUUUUGAUGGAACCAUUCCUAAGGAUGCCAUGCUUAAAAAUCAUACUGGAAAGCAGUGGCUUGUCGAUUUGGAAGAAGUUGAAGGAGGCUUGACUAUGACAAACGGGUGGCAAGGCUUUGCAAGUGAAAACUUUUUAGAAUUUGGAGACUUCCUCAUUUUCAAAUAUGACGGGAAAUGUCUGUUUGAUGUGGAAAUAUUUGGUAGAAAUGGAUGCAACAAAGCGGCUUUAUCUUCCAGCGUGACCACCACUCUUGCAGUGAAUGAAAAAGAGAUAAAGGAGGUGGAAAAAUGCAAUGGGCCUACUCAAACUUGCAAGCAGAAGUAUUCAGUUAAAAACUUAGGUUUAGCUGAAGGUUGUCGAUAUAAACUAAGAAGAAAUAGAGGAACAAAUCUUGGGGAAGGCAAGGCACUUAACGCUGCAACAUAUGUGACACCAAAAGGUCCUUAUUUUGUCAGUAACAUCCAUCAGUCGAUGCGGUAUGCUGUGUAUGUUCCUAGAUCACUUCUGGCCUCAUAUGGAAUUAAAGUCAAGCCAGAGGUGGUGCUUCUUGAUCAAAAUGGGAAGAAAUGGCCAGUGAUGUCGAAGAAACCAAGCACUCACAGAAAAAGAGUCUGCACUGCCCCACAAGCUGGCGGUGCGUUACCUGUCAUCGGCCACAUGCACCUCUUGGGUGGCCAGCAACUCACCCACGAAACAUUAGGUGCCAUGGCUGACAACUAUGGACCUGUUUUUUCCAUAAGGCUAGGAUCACACAGGGCCUUGGUUUUAAAUAGUUGGGAAAUGGCCAAAGAGUGUUUCACUGUCCAUGAUAAAGUCUUCUCCACUAGACCAGUCAUUACUGCCUCAAAGCUUCUAGGCUAUAAUUAUGCGAUGUUCGGGUUCGCUCCUUAUGGAUCCUACUGGCGCGAGAUGCAUAGAAUUGCUACAAUUGAACUUCUGUCAAUCCACCGGAUUGAUAUGCUCAAACAUAUACGUGCUUCAGAGGUAAAGACUGCAGUAAGAGAAUUGUACAAGUCAUGGCUUAGCAAAGGUGGUGGAGAAACUGUGGUAUUGGCAGAUAUGAAACAGUGGUUCGGCGAUCUAACUCAUAAUAUUGCCCUGAGAAUGGUGGGAGGGAAAAGGUACUUCGGACCGAAUGCUGAUUGUGAGGAAGCAGAAGCACGAAGGUGUCAGAAAGUGAUGAGGGAUUUCGCUUACUCUGGAGUGUUUGUCGUGUCCGAUGCAAUACCAUUUCUUGGGUGGUUGGAUUUUCAAGGAUAUGAAAAAGCCAUGAAAAGAACUCCAAAAGAAUUGGACAUUCUAGUAGGAGGGUGGCUCGAGGAGCAUAAGCAGAAGAAACAUCUGGGUGGAGGGUUGAAACAAGAGCAGGAUUUCAUGGAUGUGAUGCUGAACAUCCUGGAAGACGCCAAGAUUACUAGUUUGGAUGCUGACACCAUCAACAAGGCUACUUGCUUGAAUUUAGUUUUGGCAGGGAGUGGCACAACCAUGGUCACUCUCACCUGGGCCCUAUCUUUGCUACUGAAUAAUCCACGCGUGCUAAAGAAGGCCCAAGAUGAGGUUGACAUCCACGUUGGAAAGGGUAGACCAUUGGAAGAAUCGGACAUCAGAAACCUGGUCUACCUUCGGGCCAUUGUCAAGAAAACACUGCGCUUAUACCCGCCUAGUCCAAUCAUUUUCCGGGCAUCAAUGGAAGAUUGCACUCUCUCAACUGGCUACCACAUUCCGGCAGGUACACGAUUAAUGGUAAAUACCUGGAAGAUUCAACGUGACGAGCGUGUGUGGCCAGACCCCGAUGUUCUUAAACCAGAGAGAUUUUUAACUAGCCAUAAGGAUAUGGAUUUUCGAGGCCAGACUUUUGAACUCAACCCUUUUGGCUCCGGAAGAAGGUCCUGCCCUGGGGUCUCACUAGCCCUCCAGGUGGUGCAUUCGGCACUGGCUAGUUUCUUGCAAAGUUUUGAAGUUCCUAAGCCAUCGAAACUCGAAGAUGUAGAUAUGACAGAAAGCACAGGAUACAAUCCGAAAGCAACCCCGCUUGAAGUUCUCUUUACUCCACGUCUUGAUUCCAAGCUCUAUGGUUUGGGCACAGAAUUAAUGUAGUAAUUAUCAGUAAGAAAAUGUAAGCUGCGGUGACUAGAGCGGUCAAGGUAAGGGCUUAUUACAAGGGUUCUACCCUGCUUGUUACUCUAGGCUUUCCUGAAUUGAUCAUUCCUAUAUACUUAUUGGUUUCCUAGUUGUCUAAAAUACAAACCGCAAUUAACUUCUUUACAACAACCGGUUAAGAAAAUGAAAGACAAACCACCGCUAAACAUUUUCAAAUUUCAAUGCACUUCCAACUUUGAAGGCGUGCUAGAAAGGUACUUCUGAUACACUCAAUCUCAUAUGGAAUAAUACAAGUUUAACUUUUGCAAGGUCACUUUCUAUAAUUAAAUCAACAUUUAAAUGCAAUAAAAGAUCACAGGCACAGUCUGGUACUGGAAUUAGUUCUCUUUUUGACUUUCUCUUUGCCCUUUUUGUGUCCAACACAAAAGUCUUU